AUGAUUUGUUUCAAAUGUGGGAGAUUUGGUCAUGUUGUUGAUCAUUGUCCGGCGAAGACUCAUAGUAGCAACCCUGAUGUGCCGGUGACGGUGACUGUGGUUGACGAUGAGGGUGUUGAUGCAAGAUUCAAGGAUGUUAAUCCGAAAAUUUUGGAAGAUUUUGGGACAACACCUGGGUCUUCUAGUGUGAGACCUGCUGUGUCGAGACAGACAGCUGUCGAGAAAGAACAUGUGGUGGUCAGGGGUAGUAGAGGGUCAGAUGAGGUUCAUAAAUGGGUGGUUGCUCAGAAGGAUGGUAGAGUAGAUCUUGCAAAUUUAGAGAACCCUGUUGUGUCUAUGGAUAAUCAUAAAGACCCUCAAUUCCCUCAUCCUUCUGCCCCGGAUAAUGUUGGUAUAAUAGACCAUAAUACUAUGGAUAUGGUUACGGCAUUAUUAGGAGCAUCGACCUCAGUUAAUAUGGGUAUUGAUCAGGCGAAAAGGAAUGGAGAUGUGGAGGGCCCUGUUGAUAAUCCUAUGAGGGCGGUUUCGCCAAAUUUUAGAAGAGCUAUUAAUGAAUAUAGAAGGCUUUAUAAAAUUGAUGUGAUAGCCUUAUUGGAGACUCGUGUUUCUGGAUCCCAAGCUGAUAAAAUUUGUAAAGACUUGGGGUUUGAACAUUGGCUCAGAGUUGAGGCUUUUAGUUUUAGUGGAGGCAUUUGGGUUUGCUGGAACAACAAUGGAUUUGAGUUGAAAGUGCUAAACACUCAUCCUCAAUUUGUUAAUUGCAGAAUCAAGCCUACUUGGGGUUCUCCUUGGAUUGUUAGCUUUGUAUAUGGGAGUCCCAACACUGGUCUUAGACGCUUGUUAUGGGAGGACAUUAGACUUUCUUGUUUGAAUAUGGAUGAGGAGUGGGUGGUAUUGGGAGAUUUUAAUGUUGUGGUCUCUAUGGAGGAACAAUAUGGGUAUCGUACUUAUAAUGCCAGUGGUUCUAGAAAGUUUCAAAUUUGGCUUUUUGAUACUGCUUUGGUGGACAUAGGGUAUGAAGGGGUGCCUUUUACUUGGAGUAGGAGCGAUGGGAGAGAUGGUAUUAAGAUGGCUAGAUUGGAUAGAGGAGUAUGCACAACGGCUUGGUGGAGAUUUGCUGAGGCUAGGAUUGUUCAUCCUCCUAAAUUCCAUUCGGAUCAUUGCCCUAUUAUUUUAUCUUUGGGAGAGCAACCUUUGCCAAAUGGUAAUUUCUUCCGUUGCCAAGCAGCUUGGUUUGCUCAUCCUGAUUUUGUUGAUUCUGUUCGUACUAUUUGGAAUCAUUCUAAUGAGCUGUGGAGCAAUAUUGAGAGUCUACAGCAAGGAUUAAUGAAAUGGAAUAGAGAGGAAUUUGGAAAUAUUUUUGCUAAGAAACGUCAGGUUUUGAGGAGAAUUGAAGGGGUACAGCGUGCUCUUACUUUGAACGGGUACUCUCCUAAUUUAGUCAAGCUGGACUUUCUUUUACGUCAGAAGAUGGAGGAGGUUUUAAAACAGGAAGAGCUCUACUGGUUCCAACGAUCAAAGGAAGAAUGGAUUGUCUCUGGUGAGCGAAACACUAAAUUCUACCAUCUGGCUGCUAAAGUUAAAAAGAAGAGAAAAUUAAUUUUGGCGUUUCAAGACUCUAAUGUGCAGUGGGUGACUGAUGAGGCUUCGUUAGAAAAUUUGGUUGUUCAGUUUUAUAAGGGCUUGUUCAUUAAUGAUUCGACUUAUGUGUUGUCUAAUCUUGAAGGCAUUGCUUGUCAUCGAAUCCCUGAGGAGCUUCAUGCUGACCUUGACAAACCAUAUCAGAAAGAGGAAGUGGCUUGA
Molecule: messenger RNA, 1803 nt
Organism: Manihot esculenta (cassava)
Lineage: Eukaryota; Viridiplantae; Streptophyta; Magnoliopsida; Malpighiales; Euphorbiaceae
Exons: 3
Coding region: 1-1803 (600 amino acids)
Molecular function (GO): nucleic acid binding; zinc ion binding; catalytic activity
Source: RefSeq, a predicted model, not a curated record